GGAUUUAGACGCGAUUCAUUAUGAUGAUAUCAUUCAAUUCUUGGAAAAUAGUGUACGCGAAUUAAAUACUUUAUUACCAAAUUAUCAUAUUCCACUUGUAGUUUGUUCAAAGAUCGAUUCUACAAACUUAAUGUUAGACUGUAUUCAUGCUGGUGCAACUGAUUAUUUAUUAAAGCCCUUAUUUACGAAUGCUAUUAAAACUUUAUUUCUGAGAUUACAUACAUGUAAAUUUGAUAAGACUAGUGUAAAUUCAUCUCAAAGUACAACUUUAUUAUCAUCGUCAAACUUGUUAUUUCAACCCUUUAUGAACGAAACGAAUUUAAAGAAUACUCAAAAACGAUCAUCGGAACUUAAAUUAAAGAUUUCAAGCUGGGAUUUUAGUCCUUUCGAUUUAAAUCAAUCAGAGCUAAUUCAUUGCGCAAAUCUUAUAUUUGAGCAAGUCUUGACAUUAGAAGAAUUAAAGGAUAUCACAUUAACAAAAGAUGUAUUACAAUGUCUCUAUUUUAUACUGUGUAAAUUAGGCUUAUUAUCAUUCUCUUAUAACUCGAGUAAAAAGCCUAAAAGGCAUAGUUUACAAAACAUGUUAAAACCAAAGCAUCUAUUUGCCCUCUUGAUUGCCGCUAUUGGACAUGACGCUGCUCAUCCUGGUGUCAAUAAUAUGUUUUUGAUUAAUUCAUCAAACCCUCUUGCCACUCUGUAUAAUGAUCGAUCUGUACUCGAAAGUUUACAUUCUAUGACCUUAUUUCAACUAUUAAAUAAGCAUGGAAUUAUUCAACUUAUGGGUAAUCCUCAUUCAGGAGAUUAUAAAGAGUUUAGAAAGAUUAUUAUUUCUAGUAUUUUAUCAACAGACAUGUCGCUCCAUUCAGACUAUUUAACAAAAAUUCAACAAAAAUUACCUCAAGAAGAUGUGUUUAUACUAUGUUCAGCAUUGAUCAAAUGUGCGGAUAUUAGUAAUGUUGCACGUCCCUUUCAUUCUGCUGCUCAAUGGGCUCAUCUACUUGUAGAGGAAUUCAUUUCUCAAGGUGAUCUUGAACGUGAGUUGGGUAUACCUGUGAUGCCCAUGAAUGAUCGUGAUAAAGUAAUCCUUGAGGAUUCUCAAAUUGGAUUUAUUGAAUCCAUUGCUCUUGAUUUAUUUCAGAGUGUACAUAGUCUAUUUGAUGAUAUUUCAUUUGCUAUAGAUCAGAUACAGGCAAAUUUAAAACAGUGGAAAACAUAUAAAAAUCAAAGUUUACUCUCUAAUUCAGGGGUAAUAAUGGAAACUGAAGACACAGAAAUGAUAGUUUGGAGCUUUAUUUUAACACACCCCAUAAAGAUGUCUAUAAUAAACGAGUUACAAUAGAAAAAAACCAUACGCCUUGUCUUAACUCAUCAUCAUUACAUUAUCAUCAAAUAAAAUUAGAAGACGACAGUAUGUUAACUGAAGAAAGGCUACAAAAAAACAAU
Molecule: messenger RNA, 1443 nt
Organism: Cokeromyces recurvatus
Lineage: Eukaryota; Fungi; Mucoromycota; Mucoromycetes; Mucorales; Mucoraceae
Exons: 7
Coding region: 131-1339 (402 amino acids)
Biological process (GO): signal transduction
Molecular function (GO): 3',5'-cyclic-nucleotide phosphodiesterase activity
Source: RefSeq, a predicted model, not a curated record